GCCCUCAGCGUGAUCCAAAGGGUUCCGCUAAAUCCCCCGAAACACGCACGUCACACAUCACACCAUCCAAGGUAGCCUUGGAUCAGUUUAUCCGGAAACCCGUUCUCGUGCAUAAUCUGCCAUAGCUGCUCGCGGUCGACUGCCUUGAAAUCGAUGAAGAUGUGAUGUGUGGGCACGUUGUACUCUCGACAUUUCACGAGGAUUUGUCGGAAACAAAUUUGGUGCGUGGUGGCGCGCGCGCCAUUGAAGCCCACUUGGUAGGGCCCACGAACCUCCUUGCAUGGGGUGACAGCUGACGGCAGAGGACGUGCUCCGAAUCCUUUUUCCUCUCCCGGUGAAUGGUGGAGAUGGGAGCGGCCGGCAAUGGAUGGCUUCCAUGGUGCUGCCUGUCCUGUUCGGGUAGAAUUGGUUUUAAUUCCCUUUAAUCAUUUUCUAAGCAACCUGGGCUGGACAAUCAUCACAUAUACAUGGAGAAAUCCAGUCUGCAACCCGCUAAGAUCACCAUCUCCAUGCGAAUGGUAUUGUUUUGAUUCGCAAUUUGAGUGAACUGCUGUGGAUGUCGGUCCAUUUACGUAAAAGAGGUUUUGAGUGACUCACCGCACAUAACCUUCGGACGCCUAGAAAUGAGCAGAAACUUGCAACAGAGACCACAAAAGACCCGGGGGUCGUUAAAGUGGAUUACUUUGAUUUUUUUUUUUUUGCUUUGGAUGUACCUGAAACAUCGCACAAUGGGGUUUCUCCUUAUUUCAUUCUCAGCUACCACCUAUCUCCUAUUUUUAUUUUUGCUCUACUGAUUCCCACUUUUUCACUGAUUCUUCUUUAUCUGUCUUAUAAAUUAUCAUUACUAUAAUCUAAGCUUGUUUUUUAUCUCUAUUUAUUAACUAUUGUCUAAAUUUACAUCUACUAUAUCCAGCUUCUCAUUUUUAUUCUCAAUCAUCAUUCUCUUACUAUCGAUUCUUAAUUUUUAUGAAAUAUAUUCUCGUUAACUGUCUAUUGUUUUCAAUCUUCACCCUUUUUUCAAACAAGUGAGGUUUAAGCCCUUACUCAAUUCAUGGAAUGGUUAAAGGAUUAACACAAAUAUUACUAUUAUACUUUUGGUAAACUUUUAUAACAUGUUUAGGACCAAAAAUUGUAACAAAACACCGCGACAAAAGAAAUAGCAACAGAUAAACAUGACUCAACACUAGGAAAGAUUUUAGGAGAAAACAAUACAUAGUAAAAUAACAACUUGUUUCAGAAUUCAAGCUAAAAAUAAAACAGUUUUUGCUUUAAUGAAAGUUGAUAGGCACACUUUAAAUGGUUAGGGGCUUAUACUUACAUCAAACCCUACGCAAUGUACCACCCCCGGCCGAGUUAAAAUGCGUAACCGGAAAAGAAGGUGUGCAUGCCUGGCACGAACACUCAAAGCGUGUUCUAGCGUGUUGCUCGUACUGACUCAGAGCAAGGGUGAGAUGUAGGUGUAAGGGCGUGUGCGUGUUCGUCGGGAACCUGGUGCAUAAGAUCGGUCAAGGCCCGUUCUUACACUGAAAAUUGCGAAUUUCUAUUUAUUAGCCGCAAAAAAUAAAUAAUUGUAAUUAUUUGAAUUCAUUUAAGUACUUGGUUCGUCACAAUAAUUCAAUAAACGACAAGCUUUAAUUCAUUCUACUCUAUUCACUUGCAUGCAUGGUAACAAUAUGAUCGGUAAAGAUUAACUUAUGUCGCUUAAAAUAACAAAAAAAAAUAUCACAGUUUGUUAGUUUACUGUAUCUCUGAACAUCAUAAUCAAUGAAUAUUGUGAAAAUAUGAACAAAAUUCUGAAUUCCAUAAUCAUUCUGAUUUUGGGUGUACCCCAUUUGGCAUAAAGCCAUUUGGCAUAAUGCCGUUUGGCAUAACGCCGUUUGGCAUAAUGUCAUUUGGCAUAAUGGACGUUUCGCUUAAAGGUCAUUUGGCAUAAUGGCCAUUUGGCAUAAUGGUCAUUUGGCAUAAUGAUAUUAAAUUUUCAAAAUUAUUUUAAUUCCAUUGACUGGGAUCAAUCGGGACUACAGUUUGAAUGUGGACAGCAGUUUUUAGUACAUUUUAAAGCUUGAAAUUUAGAAAACGAUGCACUUUUUUGAAUGUUACAGAAUUUAUAACACCACCCCUGGAAACUUCAACUUUUUUUUUAAGCUCUUCUGGCAGCUUGCUUGCCCACUGCGAAUUUUGGCUCGAGCCUCGUGUCGACCUGGUUCGCGAUCAAGCCUAAAUCGAGUCGAGGCUCAAACAAAAUUCUCAGUGGGUGGUUACACGCAAACUAACUCCGGUGAACAUCGGACAUUUAUGAACAUCGAACGUACAACUCGCCAUAAACAUUACGCACACCAAUGCAUCGCUUGAUGGUGUUCGUAUAUUUUACGUGUCUAACGCGAUGACUUCCUCUUCUUUUUUAAAGCAGCGAAAGAUUCUUCUCGUUCUUCUUAGAACGAGGAAACGUCAAAUUGAUCCAACCAAGCAAGCCGAGUGUGGUUUGGCGAUUUGGUACCGCGUUGUUUAUUUUAAAGUGCCUAAAAGAAGGAAGUGGAAGUGCAGCAUAGCUGGCGUAGGUUCGACCACAGCGCUGAAAAUCUGGAUCGUAUAGGGUUAUUUUUUAACUCCCUCAGCACGACGACAAGUGAGGCGCAUUACAAUUCCGAGUAAGUCAAUUAAUUUAUCCACUUUUCCAUUCUCCUGAUUUAUCGAUUUCGCAAUGUUGAUUCUGUUUUUUUCCUCUGUUCUUCUAGCCUUAUAGCAGUGACCGGAAUGUGGAAAUGUUGGGCAGCACCGUUCACAACGCUGGACAGCAGCAAGUACCGAGUUUUGUCCAGAUCGAAACCCACGGCGGCAAGGACAUCGCCACGAACCUGGACGAUACCUUUCAGAUCGUGCUGAAGAAGAAGCUCAAAAAGGACUAGGACCGGCAAGUACGAGCUGGACGUCGUAAAAGCGGUCCUCACGUUCUGGCCCCGCCUUACGGGAAUCUGUCCACCGACAUGGAGCAUCGGGUGCGUGAAACGGCCCAGCAGGCAAAGAUGGCGGUCAUCGCGAAGGCAGGCAAGAACACCGCGCCGUGUCUGAAGUAGUAGGCGCUGGCCUGGAUUUCGGCCCAGUACGACACGUACGCUCCGGCAGCCAGUUUGGCGAGCCAUUCGUUUAGCUGUGCGCACCCGCCCGCUGGGCAAAGUGUUUGUGUCUUGUGAAGCGGAAAUUCUGGAUUACUACACGAGGAAUUUGGCGGUACACGUCGAGCAAUCCGAAGUAAGUUGAGGAAGAACAACCAUUAAAAGAAAACAAUCUCAAUCUUUUCUCCCGUUUAGAUCCAACACCCCUGAAGAGUGCGGAAAAAAUGUACCAGCGCUGAUCGAAACAUAAAUAAGUUCGAGAGGCAGUCAACAGCAGCAGGACGACCAGAAGGAAUAAAAAAAUAGCGAGACGGAAUCGCCGAUGACCCUGGAGUACAACUCCGAUUGCGAGCUGAACGAGGGUGACACGCUGCACAUGAAGGAUUCUGACGAGGACCAAGAAUCGAGGACCCAAAAAGUUGGAGGAACCUCCCAGUUCUGCCGUUUCACAAACAACAGCAGAGAAAAGGGUUACUCCACCGCGCAGCAGAAUUUCUCGACUAAUCGAUAGUGACUCUGAGGAUGAGAAUCCGGAACCCAGCGGAAAUAAGAGUCCAGCUGGCACCACAACUUCAAAAAGCUGUCCCGAAUCAUCGACAGCGAUUCCGAUGAGGCGGACAGAACCGUCACGACUCGGCGUAACCUAAUUGCUGAGUCGGGAAGCGACUCGACCCGCUGGCCAAACAAAACCAGGCGAUCGACGCCAUCAGGAACGGAAUCGACAAGACCAUGAGCCGGCUCAAGUCGUUGGUGGAUUGAGACUCGAGCUCGGGAGGGGAUCAGGAAUCGGUUGGUGAAAAGAAGCGCAAAAGAAGCUCAAAACGAAUAAGGAGCGGUCCCAGGCCAAGGAGAAGAAAAAGGACUCGAAGAAUCUACUUACCUCAACCUGGACUUUAGCGACGACAGUCGCUCAAAGGCUAGCAGCAGUGGCGGCAGCGGUUCCAAGAGUAGAUCUGGCGCCGCCCGAAGUGACUCCGAAACGACGAAUCAUGACCACAAAAAGAGUCGCAAGACUAAGAAGAGUUCCGAAGAUAAACCGCAACGAAUGUUCGACAAGGCCGCCGAGCAGAUGAAGCUGAUCCAGAGCGAGUCGCAGCGGAUGGCGCGCGAAGCUUCGGUUUCCGUGCCCUAUCACAAACCGAAGCAGCGCACGCUGGAGGAGUUUCUGAACCGGCGUACGGUUCAAAAUCCGCUCGAGUUCCCCGUAGACGGCCGCCAAAGCCUGACCGCUGCCAUUCGGAUGCCUCCGGAACAGCUGGAAGCGUUCGCCAAGUAUCUGGAGGAGCGCGAGAAGGAAACGAUCGAGUUCUUCAAGAACGAAAACGUCCAAAUGAAGCCUGCAGAGGAACCCGUUGAAACGACACAAGAAGUGCUAGUCUCGGAACCUAAAGUGACGACAUCCCUCCCCGCCAUAGACACGGAACCGAUCGAGUCGCUGGGCGUCACCGACACCGAACCGGACGUGCUGGUCAAUGACGCUGCGGCAACAUCUACACUCGAAUCGUGCCAGACUUGAUCCGUGAAAUGAUUUCGCAGCGGUGGUGAUUUGAGGAAUUGGAGCUGGAACGGAGGUUGAAAAGUCUAUAUUGGGAUAACUCGUCAUAUUUCCAACAAUCUGUUCUUAUUUUCAGCUCGAGAUAACCGUCAUGCCGAGCCUGUCCGGCGUAUCGUCGUGGCAACACUUCCCCACACCUUCGUGCCAAUUCGCCUUGCUUGCUGCAGGUCGGUUCUUCCCACCGAUGAAGGUCGAUCUGGUGCUGGUUGACCAAGCGGAAACUCGGAUGGAAACCGCCGAUCGACUGUUCCGUCAGAAAAAAUAUUGAUGAACUGGAAUCGAACGGCCGAACGGCACUGCCCAGCAGCGGCCAUGUACUGUGGCGCCGCCAGCGUUGAAUAGAGAAAACACCAAAAAGCUGCGCGUGACAACACGCACACAAUCAAACGAACUGUCAAAUUCAAUUCAAAGCAAGAUGAACAUCGGAUGGUCAAAGCGCUUUGAGCAUCGAAUGUGCAUGAUCGUUUAUGACCAUUCGAUGUUCAAAAUUUCGAUACCAAUGGUCAAAGAAUUCGCAUUGGUUGUUUUGCGUGUACAUGUGAGUCGCGACGCCUGCCUCAUUUUUUUUCUGCAGUAGCAGCAAGUGCUGCCAGAAGAGCUUGAAUAAAAAGUUGAAGUUUUCAGCGGUGGUGUUAUAAAUUCUGUAACAUUCUUAAUAUUUGACGAAUCUUUUCGCACUCUUCGACAAAGUUGUUCCCUGGAACACGAACUAUGAGCUCGUGAGGUUAAUGAAAAAUUCAAAAAUCAUUAAGGGACUCAAAAUUAAAAACCAAAACGCACGAUUAUACGGGUUUAAAUCCCAUUUAAAUUUCAAAGUCAAAGCGCCAGGUCCUGUCACAGCCAAUCAAGUUCAUAUUUGGAAUUAGUGCAUCCAGGGGAUGUUGCCCUGAAAUGUACGCAAAAUUCACUCAUUUUGUUACAUCCUACACUCAACCCCCGGUGGUUGGUCACUUUUUCGUUUGACACUUUUUCUGUGUAUUCAUAUUACAGGGUGAAUAUUGAUUGGAAAAAUUUAAACAAUGAUAGAUUUAGAAACUAGUUUUUAUCAGCAAGUGGUGCUACUUCCAUUCAAAUAUUAGCAUUAGCAUUAGCAUUAGCAUUUGGAGGACGCCCCACCACCGGAAGGCUCCACAACGCUUAUCCCACUGUUUGGUCUGGUUGUGUUAGACCCUCAUCCGGAACAAUAAUCCAACACGGGAGAUACCAUGUCUUCAUCUUUUGAUGAGUGUGUAAUACAGCCCAGGGCAUAAGGGGGUCCACGCCGGGUCCAAGCUAUCCUCAGGGAAAUGAAGGAAUGUUAGUAAACACCUAUCUAAAGUGCGCAGAGACCCCUACGUCACCUUAGUGGUAUAGAUGUUUGUAGGGAGGUUUUGGACUCAAUGUUAGUAUGAAAGGUAGUACCCUAGGAUAUACCUCAAGAGGUAUUACGGGUGAUAUGCAUGUUGGUUUAAUUGUUUGGGGUUUUGUGCAGUAUCUGCUUUAACAUUUGAAAAUUAGACUCAAACAGCCGGCUGAAGAGUAAAAUUGUUGAUUUAGCACUAGGGGUUGGACAAAGUAAAAAAUUUAACUAUUCGUCGAUAUAUUGACGUUGUUAUUGAUCUAUUGGUCAAUAUAUUGACGAAAAACGUUUCGACCUGCAUUUGGACACCUUGGUUUGACAGAUGACAGAUAAAAAUAACAACCGCAUUUUGACAACAGAAUUUUUCUGCCGUUUUCGAGAAAUCUGUGGCAACAUUCUAAAUUUAUUGGAAAUAAGACCUCCUUAUUCCAAAAUUGAGUCAAAUCCGGCCAUCGGAAGAGAGAGCUCGUACCGCAUCUGCUCUUAAGACCGAGUUAAACGGAGUUAAAACGGGAGAAAGUUUCAGAGCAGCAAGCAAAAGGAGCACCUCCGGUACAGCUUGCAAAGGAGGAGGCAGGAUUUUAACGGGUUCCUCGGUUGGAUCUCCGGUCCGGUGUCCUUAACCAUAACAACUCAAGCUGAACUUUCUCCUCUUCCGCGUCUGUGCGAACUUGGCGUGCCGGAACACGCGCAGCUGACGGCCAGAAUGCACUGGCUUAGCGGAUCGCGGCUCGUUUCCUUUUCGCACGGACUGCAGAACGGUCCGCACAGGGUCACGCAAGAGAACGUCCACAGCAGGAGGAAGGUCCAUAGCAGGAGCAGGAUGUUAUGUCUCCCGGCCAGUGCACAGGAUUGGCAAGGUUUCGCCUUGAAGGUGGAAAGAAGCGACAUGACUUGUACCGGCCCAUGUUUCCGUUCAUGCCAAGUUCCGUUCAAAGUAAAAAUCCAAAUUAUCCUCAAAGUCACCGCAAUCAUUUUAUUUAAUUUUUACUUCCAAAAAGAACACUAUAUUUCUGGAUUUCAUGCUGACUCUUAGGGCCCUUACAGAGUGGACGCUGCAAGCGACGCUACAAGCGACGCGACUAAUUUGACAGGCGAAGCGACUACGCGCGACUCAUUUGCGGCCAGCAGAAAUCGCUCGCCUAUUCAGAGUAGAAGCGAUUUUUCGCUGCGCUACAAGCGACGAACAAGCAACUGUCAAAUUGGUCGCGCGACCGACCUGUGCAAACCGAGGUCAGUCGCCUGCAAAUCAAGCGAUUUAAAUUGAUUCUGAUGUUUUGUUCAGCUUUCGCUAUUAAAAUUUCAAAUAAAAUGGGCAGUAGAAUUGUUUGAUGCAAUCUCGGAUGCAAUAAAUAAAGUACAUUUAAUUAAAAAAUUGCAAAAUGGUUCGAAAUGAAUUUUAAAUUGUAAAUAAAAAAUAAAAAAAAAUAUUUCAAUAUACAACCUGAAAUCAAAAUUUGUAUGAUUUAGGUCAACAAAUUUGCAAAAUAUGAUAUCAGAAAUGGUCCUUCAAAUAAUAUGGUGGCCACUGGCCACUCUGGAAUCGGUUCUGAAUGUCCUCCGGGGAACCACCGAAGUGGCCAAUAUCUGAUCAGAGCAAAACCAGUCAAUAUUGGUAUCGAAAUUUUUCAUUUUGGAA
This is a messenger RNA of Culex pipiens pallens (northern house mosquito), 7646 nucleotides long. RefSeq names its product claspin-like. NCBI's taxonomy places the organism in Eukaryota, Metazoa, Arthropoda, Insecta, Diptera, Culicidae. The transcript is spliced from 2 exons. The record is from RefSeq and is a predicted model, not a curated record. Bases 4159 to 4629 code for a protein of 156 amino acids.